Messenger RNA from Carlito syrichta (Philippine tarsier), 3586 nucleotides. RefSeq names its product thioredoxin reductase 1 (gene TXNRD1). Gene Ontology annotation, cellular component: mitochondrion; cytosol. NCBI's taxonomy places the organism in Eukaryota, Metazoa, Chordata, Mammalia, Primates, Tarsiidae. Bases 232 to 1779 code for a protein of 515 amino acids. Gene Ontology annotation, molecular function: glutathione-disulfide reductase (NADPH) activity; flavin adenine dinucleotide binding; thioredoxin-disulfide reductase (NADPH) activity. The transcript is spliced from 14 exons. The record is from RefSeq and is a predicted model, not a curated record. Gene Ontology annotation, biological process: glutathione metabolic process; cell redox homeostasis; cellular response to oxidative stress.
ACUGUCCGAGUGGUGCAGUCUCGUCCCCACUGUGGCUGGUUUCCAGGUGUUCUCCCUUCAGUCCCUGAGCCACCACGUGUGCCCGCCGUCCUGCCGAGGGACAGCCACGCUCCUGUGCUUUCUCCUCCACACUCCUCCACUGCACCCCCUUCCAGAGCUCAAGCACCCUGUUCUUCUGCUGACCCCAACCUCUGCCAUUUACCCCCUGUAUCUGAUGGUAGGCAGGAGAGAAUGAUGCAGUUUGGGCUGGCUUAUCAGGAGAACAGACUUCAAAAGCUUCUGAAAAUGAAUGGCUCUGAGGAUCUCCCGGAGUCCUAUGACUAUGACCUGAUCAUCAUUGGAGGCGGCUCGGGAGGACUGGCAGCCGCUAAGGAGGCAGCCAAAUAUGGCAAGAAAGUGAUGGUCCUAGAUUUUGUCACUCCCACCCCUCUUGGAACUAGAUGGGGUCUUGGAGGAACAUGUGUAAAUGUUGGUUGCAUACCUAAAAAGCUUAUGCACCAAGCAGCUUUGCUGGGACAAGCCCUACAAGACUCUCGAACCUUUGGAUGGAAAGUCGAGGAGACAGUUAAACAUGAUUGGGAGAAAAUGACAGAAGCUGUACAGAGUCACAUUGGCUCUCUGAACUGGGGCUAUCGAGUGGCUCUGCGGGAGAAAAAGGUUGUCUAUGAGAAUGCUUAUGGCCAGUUCAUUGGUCCUCAUAGGAUUAAGGCAACAAAUAACAGAGGCAAAGAAAAUAUUUAUUCUGCUGAGAGGUUUCUUAUUGCCACUGGUGAAAGACCGCGUUAUUUGGGCAUCCCUGGUGACAAAGAAUACUGCAUCAGCAGUGAUGAUCUUUUCUCCUUACCUUACUGCCCGGGUAAGACCCUGGUGGUUGGAGCAUCCUAUGUUGCUUUGGAAUGUGCUGGAUUUCUUGCUGGUAUUGGUUUAGACGUCACUGUUAUGGUACGGUCCAUUCUUCUCAGAGGAUUUGACCAGGAUAUGGCCAACAAAAUUGGUGAACACAUGGAAGAACAUGGAAUCAAGUUUAUAAAACAAUUUGUACCAAUUAAAGUUGAACAAAUUGAAGCGGGAACACCAGGCCGUCUCCGAGUGGUGGCUCAGUCCACCCAUAGUGAGGAAACUAUCGAAGGAGAAUACAAUACGGUGUUGCUGGCAAUAGGAAGAGAUGCUUGCACAAGAAAAAUUGGCUUAGAAACUGUCGGGGUGAAGAUAAAUGAAAAGACUGGGAAAAUACCUGUCACAGAUGAAGAACAGACCAACGUGCCUUACAUUUAUGCCAUUGGUGAUAUCCUGGAGGGUAAGCUGGAGCUCACCCCAGUAGCAAUCCAGGCAGGAAGACUGCUGGCCCAGAGGCUUUAUGCAGGAUCCACCAUCAAGUGUGACUAUGAAAAUGUUCCAACAACUGUAUUUACUCCUUUGGAAUAUGGUGCUUGUGGCCUUUCUGAAGAGAAAGCUAUGGAAAAAUUUGGAGAAGAAAAUAUUGAGGUUUACCAUAGUUACUUUUGGCCGUUGGAAUGGACGAUUCCUUCCAGAGAUAACAACAAAUGUUAUGCAAAAAUAGUCUGUAACAUGAAAGACAAUGAACGUGUCGUGGGCUUUCACGUACUGGGUCCAAAUGCUGGAGAAGUUACACAAGGCUUCGCAGCUGCACUCAAAUGUGGAUUGACCAAAAAACAGCUGGACAGCACAAUUGGAAUCCACCCCGUCUGCGCAGAGGUGUUCACAACGCUGUCUGUGACCAAGCGCUCAGGGGGAAGCAUCCUCCAGGCCGGCUGCUGAGGUUAAGCCCCAGUGUGGAUGCUCCCGCCAAGACUCCAGACCACCGACUUGUUCCCUUGCCCGAAUCCAAGGCGAAGUUUCCAGGAAGAUUCUUGGGCUCUUGGCCCUGCGUGUCCUGGACUUAGCACCACCCGCGGCCUCUUGGAUCUCAUGGGGAGGAGCUAGUGAAUGGAAGGCAGGCAGCAUCACACUGGGGUCACCGUGACGGACUCGGCACUGACGUCGGCGGUGCAUCUGAGGGUGCGUCCAUGAAGUCACUGGCCUCAAGCCCAUGCGGUGGGCAGUGAUGGAACCGCUGUCGAAUCAGUUCCUGCAUGACCUUUUUUCCUUUGUGGGUUUUCUUACACUCAUUGUCAAAUUUUCUAAUGUUGAUUUUUUUUUUCCUUUUUUCUCCUUUGUGUCAAUAAUAGAGAUGAGAAACGUUAGCAGUUGAUUUUUGUCCAAAAGCAAGUCAUGGCUAGAGUGUCCAGACAAGGUGUGUUGUUGCCUGAAGGUUAGGUUGUCUCACUUGGGGGCUAUGUGGGCUUGUACAGGGGGAGAACCAUCCUGUGACCGGGGGACAUUGACCUCAUGAACCUGUUGAGACUUUCUCCUCUAAGGAGUCCUGUGUCCAGAACAAGCACAUCUGUGAGCAACACUAGCUAAGUUUGCUCCAGUGCUCCAUCUCGGGUCAUCGGCAUUCCCCUAGGGCUGCUGAGGGAGGAGCUGCUGCCGGGCCACUUAUUGGAGGUAAUUCUCCACUGUGUGGCUCCUGGGAGCAUAUCUCCCACCACUGUCCAUCAUGGAGGCAGGCGCACCCCCAAUCGGGAAGGCAGCUGGAGUCUUCCUUGCCUUAGUUGAUUGUGUGUUGGUCUAAGUGAGCGGACGGUGGCUACAGUGGGAAACACAUCACUUGCUUAAAUCUUUUUUGGGGUAGCUUAUCUUUAAGCUAAAAACGCAAAGCAUCACAGCUUUAUUUUGUGUGUGUGUGUUAGGUUUCUGUUUCUUCCUAAGAACUACAUUCAUAGGAAAACAAGUUUGUUCCCACUUAGGAUUUCCAUCUUUUGUUGCUUUGUAAAGGAACCUAUCAAUAUCGUAAGUUAUUAUUUUGAACACAGGUGGAUGUGAAGGAUUUUCAUUUAAAAACCAAAUGGUUUUGACUUUUUCUGUUAAACGAACAACCGUACCUGGUGGAAUUUUUGCAGAAGUGUUUAUUAUCUGUCAGCAUUCCAACUUGUAUUAUUAUAAGGAGACUAACUCCUCGGUUAAUGUCUUGCUGUGUGAACGUGCUGAGGACGCUGUUUCAGCCCAUCUUUUCUCACUGAGUGGAGAUGGGAACCAGCGGGCAUCGGGCCUCCUGCCAGUGGUUCCUGCAGCUCCUCCUUCGUCCCCCUCCCCUGUCUGCUUCUCCGCCAUGGUGCUGAGUGGUUGUGUCAGAGUACCUUUCCGGGCCACCUCAGGGAACCCAUGUGUCUGCCUGGCAUGUAGUCAGCAGGGGGCCCGACCCUGUCCCAUAGGGCUGUGACGGAAAUGGGAAAAGGGAAAGGGAGGGGGGCACGGAGGCGGUUGACUGUGUUCAGCUUUAUUUAUUUUUUUCAGUUUGUUUUUUUCUCCAAGUCUGCCAAUCUGUGAAAUAAGAGCAACUGGCAGCAUGAGGUCAUCAUGCCUAGUCAUGUUGUGAUUCUCUCUCCAUGGAAUGGAAUGUUCUGUCCCACAAGGAUGACACUUUAUAGACUUGCCCACUGUAUGAAACACAUACUGAAGUCCAUGUAUUUUUGUUACAAAUCUUCUGGAAAAACAAUCAAACAUUAAAAAGUAUGCCUAUCCA